AUGAAGUUCAACAACGCCAUUCUCCUCGCCUUGGCCACCACGGCCCUGGCCGCACCCGCGUCCGACGUCACCACCCCGAAGCGCCAGGACAUCAACACCGUCACCGACCAGCUCCUCUUCAGCUCGACCCUGCCUCAGUUUGAGGCUCGUCGCAACGCCAAGAACCCCCCCUCGUUGGACUGGUCCUCAGACGGCUGCACCAGCUCGCCAGACAACCCCUUUGGCUUUCCCUUCCUCCCCGCGUGCCACCGCCACGACUUUGGUUACCAAAACUACCGCAUUCAGAAGCGCUUCACAAAGGCUGCCAAGGCCAAGAUUGACUCCAACUUCAAGUCCGACCUGUAUUACCAAUGCCAGCGCGAAUUGGCCAAAGGUGCUUGCGACAGACUCGCUGAUGUCUACUACGAGGCUGUCAAGGAAUUCGGCGGUGGUGAUGCUACCAAGCGUGACAGAAGCGACUAUGACAGGGCUGUUGCCGCUUACAACGCAGCCGUCAAGGAAGCCCAGGAGCAGGGCCUGCUUCCAGUCCUGGACUAA
Molecule: messenger RNA, 537 nt
Organism: Metarhizium brunneum ARSEF 3297
Lineage: Eukaryota; Fungi; Ascomycota; Sordariomycetes; Hypocreales; Clavicipitaceae
Biological process (GO): phospholipid metabolic process; arachidonate secretion
Molecular function (GO): A2-type glycerophospholipase activity
Source: RefSeq, a predicted model, not a curated record